Molecule: messenger RNA, 2931 nt
Organism: Ochlerotatus camptorhynchus
Lineage: Eukaryota; Metazoa; Arthropoda; Insecta; Diptera; Culicidae
Exons: 1
Coding region: 1-2931 (976 amino acids)
Biological process (GO): DNA integration
Molecular function (GO): nucleic acid binding
Source: RefSeq, a predicted model, not a curated record
AUGGGAGGAGACGUACGUGAGAUGUUCCACCAGGUGCUGAUGAAUGAGGCAGACCAACAAUGUCAUCGAUUCCUGUGGAGCAGCGGUAAGGAUCAAAACAACCCCGACGUAUACGUCUUGAUGGUUAUGUCCUUCGGGGCGACGUGCUCACCCAGCCUAGCCCAAUUCGUUAAAAACGAAAACGCGGAGCGCUUCCGGCGUCAGUUUCCGACUGCGGUGGAUGCAAUCGUAAAAUCGCAUUACGUUGACGACAUGUACACGAGCGUCCAGAACGUGGAGGAAGCAAUCGAGCUAGCGAAGGAAGUUAGAGAGAUCCACUCUCGCGCUGGGUUUGAAAUGACUAACUGGGUUUCUAAUUCGCGUGACGUUCUCACGGCUCUUGGUGCAGUAGAAGUUGCUGAAAAGAACUUAGACACGGUGGUAGACGUCGCCAACGAGAAGGUUCUUGGCAUGUGGUGGUCGACGAACUCGGAUGUCUUCUCAUACAAGCUGUUCCUGGAACGUAACAUGGACAUUCUCUCUGGAACGAGACGCCCAACUAAGCGGGAGCUACUGCGAACGAUGAUGAGCGUCUACGACCCACUUGGGCUCAUCGCAAACUAUUUGAUGUUUUUGAAGAUGCUCUUGCAAGAAGUUUGGCGGUCUGGAGUAAGCUGGGACGAGUGCAUUGCGGAACGUGAAUGGGAGAAGUGGAAGAUCUGGUUGCAGUUUCUACCGAAGCUUGAAAAUUUGCGGAUUCCUCGCUGCUACCGCCAGAAGACGUCGGUACAUUCCUCCGUUCAACUCCACAUAUUCGUGGACGCAAGCGAGAACGGUUACGCUGCUGUGUGUUAUUUCCGGUUUGAAGAGGAUGAUCAAAUCGAAUGCUCAUUGAUCGGAGCCAAAAGUCGUGUCGCACCGCUCAAGUUUGUAUCCAUACCCCGCUUAGAACUGCAGGCAGGGGUCAUCGGCGCCCGAUUGGCAAAAGCCGUAGAACAAGGCCACUCGUACAACAUCACCAAGCGAUUCUUCUGGACAGACGCUCGUGACGUCUUAUGCUGGCUGAAUUCCGACCAUCGACGAUAUAGCCAGUUCGUCGCUUUCCGUGUAAGUGAGCUGUUGGAGACCACGGAUGUUGCUGAAUGGCGAUGGGUGCCUACGAAAUUGAACGUUGCCGACGAAGCCACGAAGUGGAAGCGUGCACCAAGCCUUGAUUAUGAUAGUCGGUGGUUCAACGGCCCUGAAUUUUUGCUGCAACCGGAAGAAAACUGGCCGAAGCUCCCAGCUUUAGAAUCCACCAAAGAGGAGCUCCGUCAAAACCGUCAAAACCGUCAAAACUUGCUACACCACCGUGACGUUGAUGAUUGGGUUCUUACUCCAACAGACUUUUCAUGUUGGAAACGUUUGCUUCAUGCUGUGGCGUUCGUAAUGCGGUUUCCCAGGAAUCUCCGGAAAAAGAUAGCUGCCGAACAACCUGAUACUGGUCCAUUGAGUGCUGAUGAAUUGAACGACGCUGCCAGUUAUAUCUAUCGCCGAGCUCAAGAGGACAUCUACAGUGAGGAACGGAAGCUGCUUGCGAAACCUGGACCGGCUCUUGGUACGCGGAUUCUACCUAAAGGUAACUCUCUGUAUAAAGUGGAACCAUAUCUCGAUAGUGCUGGGGUGAUGCGUAUGCGUGGUCGCAUUAGCGCUUGCGAUUUAAUUGAUGAGUCUACGAAGCAUCCUGUCAUCCUUCCUCGAGAGCACUACAUCACAUCACUGGUCGUUCAAAAAGUUCAUGAGGAAUUCCAUCACCAAUGCCACCAGACCGUGCUGAACGAAAUACGGCGAAGAUAUUACAUUCCUCGUUUGCGGGUAGUUCUCAACAAAACUCGUCGAAAUUGCCAGAAAUGUAAAAGCAUGACUGCUAAACCACAGCCUCCUUCAAUGGCCGAUUUACCGAAAACUCGACUCGCGGCAUUUGUUAGGCCUUUCUCUUACGUGGGCAUUGAAUAUUUCGGCCCGAUGCAGGUAGUAAUCGGUCGCCGUGUUGAGAAGCGCUGGGGCGUGCUAGCUACGUGUCUGACCACUCGAGCUGUGCAUAUCGAGCUGGCUCAUUCGUUGACGACAGACUCCUGUAUAAUGUGCCUGCAAAACAUCAUAGCGCGACGGGGAUCUCCAAUCGAGAUUGUUAGUGAUCGAGGAACCAACCUGGUCGGUGCGAGUAAAGAGCUGAAGGAAGCUUUAGCACAGGUAGAUCAAGAGCGGCUGAUGAAAGAGUUUACGACCGAGAACCUCAAAUGGUCGUUUAACCCACCUGCUUCUCCUCAUAUGGGAGGAAGCUGGGAGAGACUGAUACAAUCAGUAAAGAAGAUUUUGACCAGCAUACUUCCAACUCAACGGCUGCCAACAGACGAAGUACUCAGGAACUCUCUUGUGAUGAUUGAGAACAUCAUCAACUCGCGCCCUCUGACCUAUGUACCAGUUGACAGCGAGGCUGCCCCGGCUCUUACCCCGAAUAGCUUUCUGCUGGGCUCUACCGAUGGUUCGAAACCCCUAGUACUCCACGAUGAUAGCGGCUUAGCUCUCCGAAGUGCUUGGAAAUCAUCACAAGUCCUAGCCAAUAUGUUUUGGAAGAAGUGGUUGGCGGAGUACCUCCCUGAAAUUACUAGAAGAACUAAAUGGCUUUCGGCCGAUCGACAGAUCCAGAUAGGAGACAUCGUGAUUAUCGUGGACCCAAGUUUCCCGAGAAAUUGCUGGCCCAAAGGCAGGGUAGUCAACACGAAGGUAUCCAAGGAUGGUCAAGUACGAUCGGCGACGGUACGGACGGCUUCAGGUAUGUACGAGCGCCCGGCAGUUCGCCUGGCAGUGCUGGACGUCGGUGCAGACAAGAGUGAUCGGGACCAGGGUCCAACCACUGGGGGGGACUGUUGCGACACCCCUCGUGUAGCAACGCACCUUCUCACCAGCUAA